Messenger RNA from Cottoperca gobio, 6376 nucleotides. It is a transcript of the gene ammecr1, whose product is annotated as AMMECR nuclear protein 1. The record is from RefSeq and is a predicted model, not a curated record. The transcript is spliced from 6 exons. Lineage: Eukaryota; Metazoa; Chordata; Actinopteri; Perciformes; Bovichtidae. Bases 1067 to 2071 code for a protein of 334 amino acids.
AUGUGUAGCAACUGGGCGCAACGCAUUCUCUGAAUCCGCUUCGGCGUGCCGACGACACCGAUGCUUGUGCCCACAGACUGAUCACAGGGCUUUACCCGGACAGCACUGAAUGGUAGCAGCUGAGAAACGGGUGCGGAGCGAGGGUUGCCAAAUCCGGAGGAUUUCUCACGGCUCUCGGACUAGAAUGCUCUUCUAUGUGUAUCCCCAUAAACGGAUGACAACCUACAAACAAUCCUAUACUGAAAACUGUCAGUUCUGCAUUUGACGUGGGGCUGUUAUUGAGAUUUUUUAAAACCAGGUCCAAGAAUAGGCAUCAUGCAGGUGCAAACUGUGGGCUAACGUUACUGAAAUGACUUGCUCGGCGCUGACGCGUUUCACUGUACCAUGCCAACCCCGCAUUGUCAGAUGCCAUUUUACUCUGCGUUAUCCCAGCGUCUGGAAUUCCAACAUACUGGGCCUGUUGUGUAAUUAGAAGUUCGUGAGGCAGUGGCAAACAAGCUGGUGCAAUGAGAAGCUACGCUGGCCCAGGCAUUGUGCGCAAUUUGUGCUAAAGCUUAUGGGUCCUGCGUACUCAAGCUCCUGGCUUCCACUUGGAGAGGUGUGCUGCUGGGCUACAGCGCACUGGCUGUCAGCUUCACAUCUGGACCGCCUGGCUACUGGCUACUGUCAACUGCGGCCUGUUCGGACGGUGCACUCCCUGAACUUGUAUGUUUAAGGGGAACUGACUGACAUCGCCUCGGGUGGUGUCGUGUUAGGGAGAAGGGGAUAAUAUUUGAGUGGGACUUGACGUUAUCGGUGAUCCACUGGAACACCGUCGUCCAAAGCUGGACUGGCUGACUACUCAAGGAAAAAACGCUUAUCCAGCUAUGGAUUUUGCGUAGCGAAGUCACGCAUUUUUGAAGGUAACGCUAGGGUGACAUUGCAGUCUUCUCACCACAUCGGUUAUUUUGUCGUCCGACAAAAAAAUACAAGAGGGAAAGUGGAGUAUUGUCCGUCAUACGUAUCAACCCAGUGGGAUUUCUACGUCUGGUCGGCGUUCCCCCCCACCCUUCCCGCGGUGACGGUUAUGGGUCGGAAGCGGUGUGUCGGUGCAGAUUGUUCCAAGAUGGCGGCCGGGUGCUGCGGGGUGAAGAAGCAGAAACUGUCGGGAUCGCCCGGGUCGGGGGGUCCUGGCGGGGUGGGGGCGGGAAGCGGGGUGGCAGGAACCGGACAUUGUGGAUCAGAGUUGGGGAUUGGCUCCUCCGCGACCGUUGCAGCAGCGGCGAACGUGAGCAGAGCCAACGGCCUGGGGGGACCCGGGGGUAACGUUAGCGGCAGCAGUAGUAGUAGUGGUAGCAGCGGCACAAACGCUCUGUCCCCAGCCCCGGCCGGUUACACUUCAUCCGGCCUCUCCCCGAAUCUAAGCUCGGGACCUGGCUCGGGCAGUGGAGGCAGAAAAAUGGUCGUCUCAGCGGAGAUGUGCUGCUUCUGUUUUGACGUGCUUUAUUGCCAUCUGUACGGAUACCAACCUCCGAGAACACCCAGGUUUACAAAUGAUCCCUACCCGCUGUUUGUCACAUGGAAAAUAGGCAGAGACAAGCGGUUGAGGGGUUGUAUAGGUACAUUUUCUGCCAUGAAUCUGCACUCAGGACUCAGGGAGUACACCCUUACCAGUGCCCUUAAAGACAGCCGCUUCCCCCCUAUGACAAGGGAUGAGCUGCCUCGCCUCUUCUGCUCAGUGUCUCUUCUCACCAACUUUGAAGACGUCGGUGAUUACCUUGACUGGGAGGUGGGUGUUCACGGUAUUAGGAUAGAGUUUUUCAAUGAAAAAGGUUCAAAGCGCACCGCCACCUACCUACCAGAGGUUGCAAAGGAGCAAGGUUGGGACCACAUUCAAACCAUAGAUUCCUUACUACGAAAGGGAGGUUACAAAGCUCCCAUCACAAAUGACUUCAGGAAGACCAUUAAGUUAACCAGGUACCGUAGCGAGAAGUUGACAAUGGGUUAUGCAGAGUACAUCGCCCACCGCCAGCACCAUCACUACCAGAAUGGCAUUGGGCACCCUCUACCACCCUACAACCAUUAUUCCUGACAGCGAGCCGCAUGACCAAUCAUUGGACCUCUCCGCGGACCUUUUCCCAGGAGAGCCCGCCCCCUCCUGGUCUAGCUAUUUCUACUACUGUACCAUUUUAUGAUGAUAGUUUCCGUUGCCAUGCUGGCCGUCUCCCAGACGUUGACAUGGCAACGGGGUGGCAACGAAGCAUCAUUUGAUUACGGCAAGAAAUCCACAUCUCUUUCUUUGCCUUUUUGGUUAAGUUUUUGCAGCAUAUGUAUACCAAUAUCUAUAAUCCCCCUAUUCAUUAAUAGUUUUGAAAAUGAAACCAAUAUUCGAUUUUAUUAAGCAAACCUAAUCAAGUGUUUGAGUCUGUGGAUGGAAGGAAGUCUCUUACGGUGGAUUAGUGUUGCGUGUAUAUUGUUUAGUCUUUGCUACAACUUUUACAUUAUCUAAGAAUGAUUUUUAUUUUAUUUUUGCUUCAUCUUACUAUCCAGGCCAUGUAGCAAGGCAACUGCAGUUCUCAGAGGCUGUGUCGUCUCUUCUGAUUCCUCUCAACAAAAAAAACCCAACAGAUUGACUGUUGAGCCUUGUAAACUCUUGUAGUGUUGUAGUUGGAACUAUAUAUCGGGAUCUGUAUACUCCAAAGUAUAGAUGGUAGGAUGUGAUGCCCUUUGCUGGUAGUGUUUAUUGUUUGAGCUCACAAUUGUGUGUGUGUGUGUGUGUUUCUGUGUGUGGAUAUAGAUAUUGGUCUGCCACAAGAUGAAAAUCAGUAGAGUAAAAGUAGAGAUUGGAUUUUAACCUGAAGUUUACCGACAGAGACUUUGUUUUGGAAAGUAUUUGUAAUGUUUUGUGGUGGAACUUGUACACCUUAAACCGAGUUUGUUCGGCUAGAGCUUUCAGCCAUGUUCCCUCUUUUCUUUUCUGUUUAACUUUUUGAGGUAAUUGUGGAGGAAGCCAUUUUGUCUGAGGAUAAUCACGUCUGUGCAGGGGAUUUAUUAAAUAUCUAUGUAAAAUUGGCAAGUGGGUCGGAUUUCCCCGCAUUGGAGGGUGGGAGCAGGCGUAACUACAGGUCCCUAGAAGGAAAAUGAAAAAAAGACUGCAUGAACAAUGCUUUCAUUUACAUUUACUCUCUGCUGGUUUCUGAGUUUACUGGCAGGGAGUCACUUGACAGGGACAUGCUAUAACUGCUUGAAGCCAUAUUCUCUUUUUACUCCACACUUUGUAAGAGUAAUCUGUUUGGCUCCAAGUGUUUGCAUACCACUGAACUGGUAACCUCUAAUAUGUUGGGUCUUCAGCCUGAAUGCAAACUUACACCAGCCAGCCUCAGGCAAAGGCUGCGUCACUGAAUACUAGUCAAACCGGGCGGUUUAAGUCAUUUGUCGGACGUCUUGUAUAUUGCCCGUGUUGUUGUGGAAACGUUGUCUUGCCUCUUCAGAUUAUAGCUAACCAUUCUGUCACUCGUUCACAAAGUAUGAUGUAUUAAAAUUGUCAUUUUGAAUGCAGACGCACAAAGGAAGUGAUCUUAUUGACGUGUCUGUCAUUUAGAAAUGCAUGUCAUUGUGCUCUUUAGAAGCAGCCGCAGUAAUGCAGCUAGUCGAUGCAGUUGUUGAAACCGCACUACCACCGUUCUCCUCUAACACUCUGCUGUUCAGCGAGAUCCCGUUGAUCUGCGUGUCCACGGCACAGGAAAUGUUUAGGUUAGUUUUGUCAGCUGUUUGGCAGUAGGUUAGAGCAAACACAGUUGAAUUAGUUUCGAGCAGAAUCUCUUCGCCGGGCGGUUUGCAGUUAAAGUCUACAAAUAAAAAAAAAAGCCAGGGCUUUGUAAGGACUUAAUAAGCCAUUUGUCAUCCAAAUAUCACUCGUUGUGAGUCACAUCCACACACGCUAGGCUAGUUGGCUUUACUUUUCCAGAAUGUUUUGAGGAUCAUGUGAGCCGCUUGCUUUGGGUUCAGUGUUUAGUUUUACCAACUGGAAUUUUUGAGAGGUUCUUGUUACUUGACAUGUUUCUAUGUAACAGCCUUUACUAACUGACAGGUUAUUUUUUCUUUAUGCAAAAAUGUCAAGGGCUUUUGGCACUCCAUCCACAGUAACCCGAAAUGACCCAGAUUUAAGUUGUGUUGCCUUAAAUGAAUGAUUUAAUAAACGAUGGGCCGGUGGAUGAUGCUCUGACUGUUCCUCUGUCCCGUGGUUUCCCAGCUCCCAUCUUCACACCACACUGUAGGAAAGCGCAUUUCUUCACUUGAAUGCUAAUACCUUCUUAGACAUAUGGGGGCUCCUGUAUGCCUGCAGUCUCCUGUUUGCUCACUCAGCAGCUGGUCCUCAAUUCUUUCAUUUUCUUUUGAAAGUCCCACAAAAACACAUUUUCUUAAAAUACUGUCGGGGCUCUUUGGUGUCGUUACACUAAAUGUUUAAAAACCAUGGGAACACAGUCUCCCUUUUAAAUGUAUGCUUUCAUAAUGAAUACACUACAUGAAAAAGUGGAGCAGUCAAGGCAUUCGUCUGUCUAGCCCAUUUAGUACAGCACAACCUGAAUUCUUCUGCUGCAAAACCAAAUUGACCAUGCUCUUUUACAUAAAUGUCUUUGUGUACACAUGCAAUGUAUUUUGUUGCAUGUAUGUAUGAGUAUGAGACCUAUGGUUUUAUCCAUGAUAUGCUUGAUCUAUGGCUUAGACACUCUUAUUAACCAUUAAGAGAUUUAAAAGACAAAUAUGGUGCUAUCGGACCUCAUAUUGGGGUGGUCACAUGCUCGUGACUGGUCAUGCGGACUCAUCGAUCAUAUCAUACUUAAAGAUGCUGCAUGUAGGAUUUUCUCUUUAGUGCGUUGCUGUGAAAUGAGUCGUGACGACAUAUUUUUAACACCGAAGGAUGCGACCAAUCUGUGCUUUCAUUAGGGAUCAAUUCCCUAUGGGAAAAACAGGCUGAUAUUCUUACCCAUAUAAUGAAGAAGGAAAAGUCCCCGCAGAAAACUACGUCAUAGGGGCUGUGGAAUGUAAUGUUAAUGGUCGUUAUUACAAUUUUAACAGUGAUGUUUUGAGAGAAAAUCCUGCAUGUGUUACCUUUACUAUCCUUGAUAUAUGCAGAUCUGUUCAACAGGUGUUUUUGUUUCUCCUACCAGUGCAAGUCAACACCCCUGCAGGUUUGAAAGGACAAGAAGUCACACGUAGCCUAUGUCCCCCCCCCCCCCCCCCCCCCCCCUUACACUGGCCCAACCUCAUGGCCUGGUCUGUCAAGGUGUGAUGCGGGUCGUUGGGUAGAUAGCGGCUUUAGUAGUGACCGUUGCCUCCUGGAAGUUUUAGAUGCUGCUUUUUCAGAGCACAUCCUCCGUUUUACCUUUAGCCGCUGAAUCGUUUGAUUUGUCGACUUAAGGUCCGUAACCCUCUCAAACCAUGUCGAGGGUAAGCAUCUCCUAUAAUGGCACGCAGAGCUAAUGUUUUACGUAGAACGCUCAGAAAAAAAUAGUCCUGCUUCUGUACUGAUUUAACAUCGAUACCUCAUGGGACAUUAUGGAACGGCAUUCGUAGUUCGUUGUAGCAGAUUGUGUUUUGGUUCCAUACUAGGGUUAGAGUUCAGCCUCAGCAUUCCUUGCGCGGUCAUUCUCAUAUUUCGUGGAAUGCUCAAGCUCGUGUUACCUUCGUAUGUUUGUGAACCAAAGACGCCAGUGGCCAUGCCCAAAUGCUGCUCUUCAGGCCUGGCUUCCUGUCCUUCCAAAAGUCACCCCUGCAUUUGACAAAAUGUUUUUCGUCUUUUUUCUUUUUUGUGUGUGUGCGAUUUCUCAACUGUCUUGACUUAUUAAGCAACCCAACUUUUCAAUGAAACUUUCAUUGAGUAUCUCUGACGCCGUACGUGGCAUCAAGGAUGGUUAAGAAUGGUUGCAAAUUGUUGUUACUUGUUUUGUUUAUUAUUAUUAUUAUUAUUAUUAUUAUUAUUAUUAUUAUUAUUAGAAAUAGUAUUAGUAUAUUAUUGCUAUAAUUUACAAAAAUUUAAAUCCCAUGGUGUGCCUCCUAGCUUUAUGGGUUUAUAAAUGUUUUUUCCCUAAAGACCAGCAGUUAUACUUUGUAUAAAAGAUGGAUUUUUCCUUAUUUUUUAUGCCAUUAAAGAUGAAAAAGCCUGUUUUCGUUACUCUGGACCCAGUAGCUGCACUGGUAUACAAUCGCACUGAUAGAUGAAUAAUAAAAAAAAAAAAAAAAAAAAAAGAAUGAAUCAAUAAUAAUAAUAAUGACAAAUGAAAUAAGAACUACAAUAAACUUGUGUUUGAAGCUUUUAUUACAAAAAGAAAAAAUUAAAAAGAAAAUAAAGAAAAUGACUGUUUUUGUACAUCAAAAUAAAUUCUUUUCAAAAGAA